This is a messenger RNA of Lytechinus variegatus (green sea urchin), 2205 nucleotides long. RefSeq names its product pantetheinase-like. Gene Ontology annotation, molecular function: hydrolase activity, acting on carbon-nitrogen (but not peptide) bonds, in linear amides. The transcript has 3 exons. The record is from RefSeq and is a predicted model, not a curated record. Bases 140 to 1801 code for a protein of 553 amino acids. Lineage: Eukaryota; Metazoa; Echinodermata; Echinoidea; Temnopleuroida; Toxopneustidae.
ACGUUGGUGUAUUGUCGGUGUUAAAAAAGCACAGUCAAUCAGAAUCCCGCAGGAAAAACAACAACCUAUGUUUGAAUGUGGAAAACGAAUUGGCACAGACGAGGAAGACUUUGUUGUAUGUUAGACACUUCCAAUCAAGAUGUCGCUCUGGAAAGUAUGUCUAGCAAUGUUCUUGACUUUGGUCUUAGUCAUGUGUGCUUCACCUGUCACCAGAGCAGACUACACAGCAGCAGUGGUUGAAUACAAGGCUAUAUCCUGGCUCCUACCCAUGGUGAACGAGGAACAGGCCCUCGCGAUCAUUGAACUCAAUCUGGAUGCCUUGAAUGUCCAUGCUUCUGAAGCCGUUUCUCAGGGAGCAGAUAUAUUGGUCUUUCCUGAAUAUGGGAUCACAGGCUUUGUUGAGGAAGAGAGGGACUAUGUUGUUCCAUUUCUUGAAACUGUGGGAGAUCCACCAUCUCUUCGAUCAAAUGCAUACAUUCCCUGUCAAGAUAAACACAGCAGCAAGACUUUCAUUCAAUACAAGCUAAGUUGUAUUGCCCAAAAGCAUAACAUCACCAUUGUUGCCAAUUUGAUGACUGUCCAAAGUUGUGAUAACAAAACCGACCCUCGGUGCCCUCCUGAUGGGCGUUAUCAGUACAACACCGAUGUUGCUUUCUCCAGUGAAGGUGAACUGGUAGCAAAGUACCACAAGGAGAAUCUCUACUCAGGAGAAGCCAAGGUAUUCAAUCCUGGAUACAACCAAACAGAUGUGGCAGCAUUCAGAACGAGCUUCGGCUAUUUUGGUCUUUUCACCUGCUUUGACAUCCUCUUCCCAUAUCCUGCGGAGCGACUGGUCGGGAAGCUAGGUGUGGACACCAUGGUGUUUCCGACAGCCUGGAUGAAUGAGCUGCCAUUGCUGAACGCGGUAGAGUAUCAACAAUCCUGGAGCAUGAGUUACGGGGUCAGUCUCCUAGCUGCUAAUCAACACUACCCAUUCGCUCAGAUGACCGGCAGUGGGAUUUUCUCACCAACGGCUGGUGCUAUUAAUUACACCUACGAUAUGGAGUCAUUCUUGGGGAGAAUGCUGGUGGCAAGGGUCAAGAAUACCUAUCAGGGGUCAGCUCAAAGGCAGUUUGUCCACCUGGAAGACUAUCGAAAGUCAAAACACUCCAGAGGAAAUGGCAAAUAUUCAACUGGAACCGAUGGAGGCAUAAAUUCUGGUCUACUUUCUGGCAUUCAAAAAGAUACUACUAAUACCAACAAUAAAGAAGAGAAAUUCAAUAAUAUUCUAAGUAAAAAUGAGUCUUCAGCUAGUUCUUUAGUGGGAAAUGGGAGGCCAGUUCCUAAAUAUUUUGUCUCAAAGCUCAAUGAUGACCCAUACAACCUCACACUGCUUCAUGGCACUCAAGGUCAUGCCUCAGUCAGCAACAACAACAUAUCCUGCACUGUUGACUUUGGUCGUAAUUCUGACUCCGCACUGUAUGCUCUGGGAGCAUUUGAUGGUCUGCACACGGUAAACGGUGACUAUUACGUUCAAUGCUGCAGCCUGGUACGCUGCAAGUCCGACUCUGAUCCGUACCAGUGUGGAGCCGAAACGAGUGACGCAACAACAGUCUUUCAGGACUUUACGCUGAGUAUGAAGGGACAGACUAAACAAACGCGGAUCUUUCCCGUAGUGGUGACCUCCGGUGUAAGACUACCCGUGGUGGGUAAGGAAUGGAAUCACUCUGAGAAGAUGGAUCAGGUAUGGAGUAAUGGAGGAUCAUUGAAGGAACCUCUGUUGGCAGCAAACAUCUUUGGUAGGUGGUACCAAAAUGACUGAAAUUAAGCAAUGUUGGGUAAUAAUAUAGGUAGACAGGAAUAACCGUCUUUUCUGGGAAUUUAUAUAAAUGAAAAAUCCUGGCAUAUUACUACCAUCCCCAGAAACAGAUGUACUAUGUGAGUGUAGCAAACUUAGUUCAGUAGACAACUGAUGGUACUGAGACUGAAGCUUUUGGUCUGAGUAAUGGGAAUCCAAGAAUCAUUAUUAUUGAGCUUGACAAUUCUGUGAUGUAAUUGGGUGGUAUGACUUACACCAAAUAAUCUUAACAAAUCUGAUCUAGUUAAUAGCUUAUUUUUAACCUUAACUUAUCUUUUAAGGAGUACAUCAAGAUAGAUUUUGGUUGUUUUGGUGUACAAAUAUGGAAGGAGGAUAGGGGGUAAUAGCAUUGCUUAGAAAUUUGAACU